CUAUCCGCCUUCCGUUCACAGCGAAACCCUCUGUACUGCCCUGAGCGCUGCUCUGCCUUCCAGUGUGACCUGACCAAAGAUGACCUGAGGGACAACGUGCCCGAGGGCGGCGUGGACGUCGUCACUCUCAUCUUCGUGCUUUCGGCCAUCCACCCAGACAAGAUGAAGCCGGCGCUGCAGAACAUCAGCAGGGUGCUGAAGCCGGGAGGCGUCGUGCUGUUCAGGGACUACGGCCUGAACGACCACGCCAUGCUGCGAUUUAAAGCCGGCAGCAGGCUGGGGGAGAACUUCUACGUCCGCCAAGACGGAACCAGGUCCUACUUCUUCUCCAAAGAGUUCCUGGCUGAGCUGUUUGAGGACGCCGGCUUCCAGUCUGUUGCUAACGACUACGUCCUGAGAGAGACCGUCAACAAAAAGGAGGGACUCUGUGUUCCCAGAGUCUUCCUGCAGAGCAAAUUCACCAAACCCGACCAGUCGCAGAGCUCCUGAUGUCGCUCAGCCUCACAAAUCUCCAAAGAUGAACAUUUCUGGUUGACGUUGAAUGGUAAAACUAUAUAAUAUUCUUUGCGGGUCUUGGAAGCCUUAAAGUUACCGAAGGGGGCUGCUGAAUGUUCAGACUGUGAGGGAGAAGCAGGAGGUUUAAGGAGAUUAAGAACGCCUCCUCUCUCUAAUAAUCUGCUCUCUCAGAUAAAGACAGUGUUUACCACGGGGAAUCUUACAGGUGGAAAUGUGUGGAACAAUGUGAGCAUUAAUGCACCGGGGUUCAUACGGUUAUGAGAAACCUAGAAAAGUCUGUUUCAAAUAGCCUGGAAAACUAAAUAUACCCUGAAAGUUUUGGAAAAGUCAUGGAAUUUUGUUUCAAAAACCAAUAUUAAAUCACAUGAGAAGUUCAGAGACUUUUGGGAAUUUGAGAAUCCACCGAAAUUUAUGUUCUGAAGGAAACAUGGCAUGUGAACCGGCAGGCCCAUGGCCCAUUUGUUUUCUUUAAAAAUGUUUGGCAAUUGUUCAAUAAAAAAAUUUACUUUAUUCUUUUAAAAAA
Messenger RNA from Plectropomus leopardus (leopard coralgrouper), 1039 nucleotides. Lineage: Eukaryota; Metazoa; Chordata; Actinopteri; Perciformes; Serranidae. The record is from RefSeq and is a predicted model, not a curated record.